Molecule: messenger RNA, 876 nt
Organism: Striga hermonthica
Lineage: Eukaryota; Viridiplantae; Streptophyta; Magnoliopsida; Lamiales; Orobanchaceae
Source: the annotation of a GenBank genome assembly
AUGACUCGGUUUCUUCACAUUCCACUGAUUGUCCUGCUGCUGAUCCCGUCGAUCUUGCAGAAAUCAUUUUGCAAUUCAAUAAUCAAUCCAUCGAAAGUCAAAACCAUUUCAUGGAAACCCAGAGCAUUUGUGUACGAAGGUUUUCUCACGGAAGAAGAAUGCAACCAUUUAGUUUCUCUUGCAAAAUCGGAGCUGAAGAGGUCAGCUGUUGCUGACAAUCUCUCUGGGAAGAGUGUUCUUAGUGAAGUUCGGACCAGCUCGGGAAUGUUCAUUCCGAAGGGAAAGGAUCCUAUUGUUGCGGGCAUAGAAGAGAAGAUUGCUACAUGGACAUUCUUACCAAAAGAUAAUGGGGAAGACAUUCAAGUUCUGCGGUAUGAGCCUGGACAGAAGUAUGACCCUCAUUACGACUACUUUGCUGACAAGGUCAAUAUAGCUCGUGGGGGCCACCGCAUAGCCACCGUGCUAAUGUAUCUUACUGAUGUUAAAAAAGGUGGUGAAACCGUGUUCCCAUCUGCAGAGGAGUCUCCUCGACGUAGGUCUGUCUCGACAGAUAAAGAUUUAUCUGAGUGUGGACGGCAAGGUCCUUCAGUGAAGCCGCGCAAAGGGGACGCACUUCUGUUUUUCAGUCUCUUCCCGAACGCUGUCCCGGACCCUGCGAGCCUCCACGCGGGAUGCCCGGUGGACGAGGGGGAGAAGUGGUCAGCUACAAAGUGGAUACACGUUGACUCCUUCGACAAGAUCGUUGGGAACUGCACGGACUCACAUGAGAACUGCGGGAAAUGGGCUUCACUCGGGGAGUGCACUAAGAACCCGGAUUACAUGAUCGGGUCCUCGGAUCUUCCUGGUUACUGCAAGAAAAGUUGCAAUGCGUGUUGA